GAUCGAAUUGCUGACGGGUCAUCGUUUAGCGUUUGGACGCUGGCAGUGGCCCAGUGGUAGUCGCCCUGGAUGCUUCGAGGCUCCCAAAAUGGCCUCGCCGUGAAUUGCCGGCCAGCAUGGAGUCUGCUUGGCCAUCGUCUUGGGUGCGAGCAGUGGUUUGGGCAGCGGAUGGAGCAUCUGACUACUGGAGUACGCAGCCGUCGCCGAGUCUGAAAAAUGGAAUCUCGCAAUGAGGCGACUUACAAUGCUGGCAAUGGCGGCCCAUCCUAAGAUUAGGAGGUUUGCUGCCGCCACUGCUGGGCUUUGUGUAUUUCGCUGGCGUCUCUGCUUGCAUCUGAACUUUUCUCGGCUAUGUGCGCUGUAUGCCAUGCCUCAGCAGGCGGAUCUUCAUCGUCCAGCAGCCACUCCAAGCGCCUGCUCACCAGCUCCAGGCCGUUUUCAAGCGUCUCGUUUGCAGUUGCCGGCACCAAAAGUGGACGUGACACCUUGUGAUGGGUGGCUGCCCUCUGAUGAUAUCCAAAGCAUCACAUCUGGCGAGGAGGCCAUCUCUCAAGCGUUUUCGAAGCGUAUUUAUGGUCGAUUCGCAGAAACGUUCUGGCAGCUUUCUGCGCAGAAUUUGCUGCUCCUCCGCUGUGAUGUCCGGCAGUACCAGUUUUUGUAUUUGCACUGGCUGGCCACGUAUGUGAUCCAUAAUCUGCUGUCUGUAUAUCAGUUUGUCGCCGCCGCUGUGCAAGAUCGCGUUCUCGUUCCUCGUUCGCUUUAGCUUCAUUAUACUCCUCUUGUAUGCGAAUCAGUGUUGGUAAUAAAGGCCGAAUCUGUUUUCUCAAAAUUUGCUGAUUGUUUCUCUGGUUUGAUUCAGCACGCAGGUGCUCGCCUUGCAUCUGCCGCAAGUGUGUUGCAUUUGUUGUAUUUGCAUUUAGCGCUGCACUCAACGGCCUUAUGAAUUUGUCUAGCUGCUCCGUAUAUCUGGGCCUUUGCAGGCGUUGCACGACAAGUGGUUCUCUAACCAGCUUUGUCGCUUCUGGGUUUGGAUGUGCAGCCAGAGAAUUUGCAAAUCGUUCGCUGGCCACAUGGAACGCGCCAUCAAUUGUACACAGCUGCCGCUGCAAGCGAUUGAUUUGGAAAUUUGAGGUGAGCGCGCCCCAGAUGGACAGAGCAUACUUCCAUAUUGGCAUGAUGAGCUGCUUAACAAUCAUCAUUUUGCAGUCUUUGCCAAUUUGCUGUUACGCCCAAUAAGCCAGCCCAAUUUAUUAGCUCUUGCUCUGGAUUUGACGCAUAAUCUUGUCCCGUGUGUGGCCAGCGUUAAUUUGCGGUCGAGU
This is a messenger RNA of Drosophila sulfurigaster albostrigata, 1319 nucleotides long. RefSeq lists its product as uncharacterized. Lineage: Eukaryota; Metazoa; Arthropoda; Insecta; Diptera; Drosophilidae. The coding region runs from base 230 to 763 and encodes 177 amino acids. The record is from RefSeq and is a predicted model, not a curated record. The transcript is spliced from 4 exons.